Molecule: messenger RNA, 1815 nt
Organism: Didymodactylos carnosus
Lineage: Eukaryota; Metazoa; Rotifera; Eurotatoria; Philodinida; Philodinidae
Source: the annotation of a GenBank genome assembly
AUGGGACUUCCAAGGGACUUUGAGGACUUUCAUCAAUUUGAAAUGUCAACAUGUUUAUCUGAAAUGAGAUCGAAACAAAACGAAGAAGAACAGUGUCAAAUAUGUGGCGAUACGGCUAGUGGAUGGCACUGUGGAGCGAUCACAUGUGAAGCGUGUAAAAAAUUUUUCCUUCGUUCAAUAACAACUGGUGAUGGCAGAAAAAAAUAUAAAUGUCAACGUGACCAAUGUUGUCUAAUAAAUAAGCGUUCAAGAACACAAUGUCAGUUUUGUCGAUUUCAGAAAUGUUUGAAAGCUGGAAUGAAACCGCACGAUGAACACAUUAGUCCAAAAACAGAAGAUUUAUAUAAAAAAUUGCCAUGUCUUGUUUGUGGUUCAUCAGCAUCCGGGAUUCAUUUUGGUGCUGUAACAUGUGAAGCGUGCAAAGGAUUUUUUCGUCGAUCAAUCAAAGAGAAUGCGCCCGAUCGUUAUCGAUGUGCUGAAAAUAACAAUUGUGAAAUAAAUUCCACAUCAAAAAUAACAUGUCGAGCUUGUCGAUUUAGAAAAUGUAUUAAUGCUGGAAUGUCAAUGGAUGCAAGUCGAAUUGGUCGACAAUCAAAUUUAUUUAAACAAAAUAUAUUAUUAUUACAUAAGGGUAAUCACAGUAUGGCAUCGAUCAAUGACAGUGCAAGAAUAGCUACAUUAGCCAAAAAACGAAAAACAAAAGCAAGAAAUGGAAGAAUAUUUGCAUCUAAUAAUGAAAUUGAUUCUGAAUUAACAGAUGAAACUAAAGAAUAUAUUCGAGUUGUUCAUUCAGCUUAUAUUGAACAUUUAAAGUCGAUUAUGCUCGCUAUUCAUUUACAGGAAUUACCACGUUGUACACCACGUGAAACAGUAUGGUUAACAAUGGCCACUCAAUUAGUCAUUUAUGCACAGUCUGUAAUGAGUUUUUGUCAGAAAACAAUUCAUGGUUUCAGUGAACUAUCAGAUCCAUAUGAAAUUUUAAGUUCAUCAAUACAUUCUGUAAUAAUGAUUACAUUAUUACCACGUACAAAUAAAAUGUUAAUGUCAUGGAAUUAUUGGCGAGCUGAAACAACAUUGGCAAAUGAAUUAAAUUCACAUGUAUCAUCGAUGAAUGAAGCCGAAGAUUUUUUUCGAUCAUUUGAAACAAAAUUAAGAGAUUUACAAUUAGAUGAAAAAGAAAAUGCAUUAUUAUUGUUAAUGUGUUUAACGAGAACAAAUAUGAGUGUUAUGAAUGGUGAAAAUACUACAUGGCCAAAGAGUCAGUUGGAUUGUGUCCAAGCAUUUUCAGAUUAUACACAAGCUCGUCGAGGCACAAAUGGUGAACUACCGGUUGAAUUCUAUGAGAUAGCUUUUUUGAUAUCUCAACUACGAACAUUAAAUCGUAAAAUUGGACAAUGUUUAGCAACAGCUCCAUGGCCAUUUGUUCGUAAUUUACCAUCAUUUUUUUAUCGAAUUUAUGUACCAAACAUCUCAUCAACAUCAAAAACAAACAAUCAAAAUAGUAAUCAUCAAAACAACAGCAAUAGUAAUGAUUCAUUAGUCAAUAAUCAUAAUAUCAGUGGUAGUCUUAACGGUCGUACAAUUGUUGGUGAUGAUGGUAGAGGACAAAAUUCAAAUUCAUUAAUAAAAUGUGAUCAUCAUAUGAGUAAUUAUACAGAUAUAUCAAUGUGGGCAACAGCACAAUCAUGGUAUCCUCCAUCGACUGUUCAAAAUAAUCGACAAUCAUCAUCAUCCUCUUCUUCUUCAAGCUAUGAUGAUCGAUUACGUGCUGCUGUGGCUAAUUCAGAUGAUUUAUAUGUUACCAUGCGUUGGUAA